Messenger RNA from Solanum dulcamara, 1663 nucleotides. RefSeq names its product 1-acyl-sn-glycerol-3-phosphate acyltransferase PLS1-like. Gene Ontology annotation, cellular component: endomembrane system. The coding region runs from base 76 to 1209 and encodes 377 amino acids. The record is from RefSeq and is a predicted model, not a curated record. Gene Ontology annotation, molecular function: 1-acylglycerol-3-phosphate O-acyltransferase activity. The transcript has 11 exons. NCBI's taxonomy places the organism in Eukaryota, Viridiplantae, Streptophyta, Magnoliopsida, Solanales, Solanaceae.
CAACUAUACAUCCCUCUUCCAUUCCACCAUCCCAACAUGUCCAUUAUUUUUGGAUGUGCCUAAUUUCUAAGCAAAAUGGCAAUCGCCGCUGCCAUUAUUCUUCCUAUUGGUCUCCUAUUCCUUCUAUCCGGCCUCAUUAUCAACUUUAUUCAGGCACUUCUCUUCAUUCUAGUUCGACCCUUUUCAAAAAACAUAUUCAGAAGGAUAAACAAAGAAGUCACAGAAUUGUUAUGGUUGGAAAUCGUAUGGCUUUUCGACUGGUGGGCAAAUGUUAAGGUUGAGCUAUACACAGAUCAAGAAACUUAUGGGUUCAUGGGAAAAGAGCCAGCACUAAUAAUCUCCAACCAUAGAAGUGACAUUGACUGGCUUGUUGGAUGGGUUCUAGCUCAGCGUGUAGGUUGCCUCGGUAGCACAAUUGCUUUGGCAAAGAAGUCUCUAACAUAUCUUCCAGUUUUAGGAUGGUCAAUGUGGUUUUCUGGUUGUAUCAGUCUUGAGAGAAGCUGGACCAAGGAUGAAAACAUCUUGAAGUCAGGAUUCCGAGAGCUAAAUGAUUUCCACCAACCUUUUUGGUUGGCUGUUUUUGUAGAAGGAACUCGCUUCACACAUGCAAAGCUUUUAGCAGCUCAAGAAUAUGCUGUUUCUGCAGGAAAACCUAUCCCAAGGAAUGUUUUGAUUCCACGAACCAAGGGUUUUGUUGCAUCAGUAAGCCAUUUGCGUUCCAUUGUUCCAGCAAUUUAUGAUAUAACGCUUGCAAUUCCUAAAGAUAAGCCUCAACCGACAUUGCUAAGAAUGCUUAGGGGAUGUUCUUCUGUGGUCCAUGUGCGUGUUGAACGCCGUUUGAUGCAGGAAUUACCAGAAGAUGAGAGUGGCAUUGCGCAAUGGUGCAGAGAUGUUUUUGUUGUAAAGGAUGCUUUAUUGGACCGGCAUCUUGCUACGGGUUCAUUUGGUGACCAAGAAUGUCAAGAUAUUGGAAGACCAAAAAAAUCCUUAAUGGUUGUUAUCUGUUGGUCAGGUUUCCUUUUCUUCAGUGCUAUAAAGUUUUUUGAGUGGUGUCCAUUCUCUUGGGGAGGAGUUGUAUUUUGUGCAGUUUUCUUGGUCUUGGUCCUAGUCUUGAUGCAGAUUCUCAUUGUCUUUUCCAAGUCAGAAAAAUCUACUGCUCCUAAUGUACCUCCUCCAAAUACAUUGGAAGAAAACCUACUUCCUGCAUGAGGAUAUGAUGUAAAUUAAUAUGCUUCAACUGGUUUAUGGGUAAUUUGAGCCAUCCAAAUUAGAGCAGAAGACUAACAAGGGUUGGUUUUUACAAGAAAUUUCUGAAGAUCAAGAUUCAUUGAUUCUUUGGUGGCUCUAACUUUCUCAUUUAUUUUCUUUUGGUUUGUUAUUCAUGAUUGGCCUCUUAUGAAACUAUCAGCAAUAUAUUUAGGUAAACUUUAGUAUAUAAAUUAUCCAAAUGUAUUUUUUAUUUUUGUUCCAUUGUAUGUAAAAAGUUGCUAAUAUGUCAAAGUAAGGAUAGGGUUGUAAUAGUCAUUUCGUAAGGUUAGCAUUUGGAGGGAAAGUUAGUUACGAUUCAAUUUGCUUAGUCGUGGACCAACAACUAUUCCAGUCUAUUAAUUGGUAAGGAUCCUUGUAAUUGAUUUUAUGUUGAUAUGAAACAAUCUCUCUCUCU